AUGGGUGAACACUCGAACGCGACAAUUUGGCACUCGAUCAAGGGCAACCCUAAGGUCUUGUUCAUCGCUUUAUUCGCCUCGAAUCGUUCCGAGCUGACUCCUGGGUAUANNGGCCAGUCGUUGGUCAUGACCCGAUUCACUGAGGACUUCCCGACUGUUGUCAAAUCUGCUGGAGCCACAGGGUGGCUUACUUCUAUCCUUCAACUCGGUGGUCUUCUCGGAUCUCUUACGGCCGGUGUUCUGAGCGAGCUCAUCUCGAGAAAGUACACCAUGUUUGUGGCCUGCUGCUGGGUCAUCCUAGGCAGUUUUCUCUAUGUCGGUGCUCAACCUGGUAUGCCAUCGCUUUUGUAUGCCGGCCGAUUUUUCACUGGUGUCGGUGUCGGACUUUUCAGUGGUGUCGGACCGCUUUACAAUGCUGAACUUUCCGCUCCCCAUAUGAGAGGAUUGCUCGUCUCCUUCUACCAACUGGCAACCAUCCUUGGCAUCAUGCUUUCCUUCUGGGUUGGUUAUGGCAGCAACUAUAUCGGUGGCACCGGCAGUGGCCAGUCGAAUCUCGCAUGGCGUCUCCCCUCGAUCAUCCAAGGCAUUCCCGCUGUCUGUCUCGCUGUUGGAAUCUGGUUCAUGCCAUUCUCACCCAGAUGGCUGGUCAAGAUGGGCCGUGACGACGAAGCCAAGAACACGCUCGCAUGGCUGCGCAAGCUCCCAAUCGAUCACGAUGAAGUCGAUGCCGAAUACCUCGAGAUCAAGGCGGAAGCACUAUUCGAGCAGAAGGCCUUUGCUCGCGACUUCCCCGUUCUCGCCGAGCAACGCCAGAGCCGCCUCAAGCAUCAACUUGCACAAUACCGUAUGUGCUUCCGAUCGAAGGACAACUUCAAGCGCAUCUGCACGGCAUGGCUUGUCAUGUUCUGGCAACAGUGGUCAGGGAUCGACGCGAUUAUAUACUAUGCAUCCAACGUAUUCAUUAGUCUCGGUCUCACUGGUGGUACGAAUGCUUUGUUGGCCACUGGUGUCACUGGUGUAGUAUUCCUCAUCAGUACCAUUCCUGCCAUGGUACNNUUAAUCAUCGAUAAAGUCGGCCGUAAACCCAUGUUGCUGGUAGGCUCUGUCGUCAUGGGUGUUUGCAUGAUCAUCGUUGGUAUCAUCGUCGCCAAGUUCAGCCACGACUGGCCCAGCCACGUUGCCGCUGGUUGGACUGCCGUCGCUCUCAUCUGGGUCUACAUCGCCGGCUUUGGAGCAACUUGGGGCCCUGUGUCCUGGACGCUCGUUUCUGAGAUCUUCCCUCUCUCUAUCAGAGCAAAGGGCGCUUCAAUCGGUAAGCAAAUGACAUGCCUCGGCGAUGCUUUGGCAAUCACUAACUCAAUAUUCAACANNGGCGCCUCUUCAAACUGGCUCAAUAACUUCGCCAUUGCGUUCUUCGUCCCUCCCAUGUUGGAGGCAUGGCAUUGGGGCACGUACAUCUUUUUCAGCGUCUUCCUCGGUGCCGCUAUCCUGUGGGUGUGGUUUUUCCUUCCCGAGACAAAGAAUGCCACUCUGGAGGAGAUGGACCGUGUCUUCAAGAGUCAGGCCGGUGAGAGAGAUGCUGCGCUGCUUGCAGAGGCCAAGCAAGAGCUCAGCAUGCUUUCGAUCAGGAUGGAGAAGGGUGAAAAGGGGCAUAUGGAGGAGGUUCAAGUGGUGUGA
This is a messenger RNA of Aureobasidium uvarum, 1677 nucleotides long. NCBI's taxonomy places the organism in Eukaryota, Fungi, Ascomycota, Dothideomycetes, Dothideales, Saccotheciaceae. The record is from the annotation of a GenBank genome assembly.